This is a messenger RNA of Manis pentadactyla (Chinese pangolin), 2337 nucleotides long. It is a transcript of the gene IL1R2, whose product is annotated as interleukin 1 receptor type 2. The transcript is spliced from 9 exons. Lineage: Eukaryota; Metazoa; Chordata; Mammalia; Pholidota; Manidae. The record is from RefSeq and is a predicted model, not a curated record. Bases 192 to 1478 code for a protein of 428 amino acids. Gene Ontology annotation, molecular function: interleukin-1 binding; interleukin-1, type II, blocking receptor activity.
CAGCCGGGAGGGUGCUCCCUGUGAGGAGGGAAAAGGUGUGUCUGCAGCCACCCAGUCGGAGAGGGUGACACAAGCCCGAUUAGGAAAUCCCUGGAGGAUGAGGGUAUAAAUCCCUGCCCAACCUCAGAGCUUGCACUGCAGGUGAAAGUCAGGCUGGCAGCCCUCCCCAGGGGACAGACACAGUUGAAGGAAUGCAGAGCUGCAGGCUGCAGGGUACUGGAUCAGAGCUCUCCACCUCCUGUGUCCCCCAGAGGGUGCUGGGGACCAUGCUCAUCUUGUACGUGUUGGUGAUGGGUGUUUCUGUCUUGGCCACUCAGCCCGAGGAACGCACAGUGGCUGCAGGAAACUGCCAGUUUCGUGGCAAGCAUUUCAAAACCGACUUCAGGGUGGAAGGGGAGCCUGUGGUCCUGAGGUGCCCCCAGAUGCGGUCUUGGUUGUUGGCCUCUGCCAGCCCAGAUGUCAAUCUUACCUGGCGUAGAAACGAUUCUGCCGGGCUAGUCCCAGAGGAAGAAGAGAAGCGAGUGUGGGUCCAGGAUGAUGCUCUGUGGAUUUUGCCAGCCUUUUGCAGGGACUCAGGCACCUACAUCUGUACGGCCAGAAAUGCCUCUUACUGUGAUGAAAUGUCCGUUGAGCUCAGGGUUUUUGAGAAGACAGAAGCUUCCCUGCCUUUCAUCUCAUACCCGCAAAUUCUAACCUUGUCAACCUCAGGGCCAUUAGUUUGCCCUGAGCUGAGUGAAUUCACCCAUAACAAAACUGACAUGAAGCUUCAAUGGUACAAGGAUUCUGUCCUUUUGGAUCAGGACAACGAGAAGUUUCUCAGUGUGAAGGGAACGGCUCGCUUGCUCAUAUACAAUGUGUCUGUAGAGGACGCCGGCUACUACAGCUGCGCCAUGACGUUUGUCCACAAGGGCGCACAAUACAACAUCACUAGGAAUAUCAGACUGCAGGUCAACAAAAAAGAAGAGGAGACAAUUCCUGUGAUUAUAUCCCCCCACCAGACCAUACUAGCUUCACUGGGGUCAAGACUGACAAUCCCGUGUAAGGUGUUUCUGGGAGCUGGCACACAGUCGACUACCACGCUGUGGUGGAUGGCCAACAACACGAACAUAGACCGCGCCUACCAUGGUGGCCGUGUGAGCGAGGGGCUGCGCCAGGAAUACUCAGAAAAUAAUGAGAACUACGUUGAAGUGCCAUUGAUUUUUGAUCCAGUCAUAAGAGAGGAUUUGAACACGGAUUUUAAAUGUGUUGUCCAUAAUACACUGAGUUUUCAGAUGCUACGUACCACAGUCAAAGAAGCUGCAACAUUCUCCUGGGGGAUUGCGAUGGCCCCCCUUUUGCUGGUCUUCUUGGUUUUGGGGGGAAUUUGGAUGCGCAGACGAUGGAAACGCAGAGUCGGAAAAGCAUAUGGUCUGACGGCAUUAAAGACUGGACAGCGAGGUUUCCCAUCCUACCCGAGUAAAGUAAAGGAAAUAAAAUAAUUCAGACACCAGGGUGUCUUUUCCUAUGGAAGUGGCUCUGCCUUUUUGAGGAACUCUUUCUUUUCCCCAGUUGUUUAACAAACCUGCUAUGUUUAUAGCUGGUUUGUAGUAAUGGGCUGAAGAACUGUGUAAAGUUUAUUUUGAUACUGAAUGACAGGCACAGUGUGCACGUGGGUGUAUGGGGUAUCUCUCUACUCCCUAUGACCUAUUUAAAAGAGUGAGGCACCUUUAGGCCCACAUAAGAGUUGAAAACAUCUAAAUGAGGUGUUCAAAAUUCAUCCAUUAAUCAUUUACAAAAAUGUAUUACUAGUCUAUUUUGACUUUGCACCACGGGAGGUGUUACAGAUACAAAGAUGGUUAAGACAUAGUUUGCCUUUUUGAGAAGAUGGAAUUUCUUUUUGAGAUUGGAAAGGAUCCUUUAGAAAUGCCAAAGAAGAAGAAUCAGCAAGAAUUGGUGAAUGCUUUUCAAAUGGAUGAUUAAAUAGUAAUUAGAAUAAGCCAUCAGGAAACACACAUGAGAACACUCAUGUUAGUGAGCUGAUGACUGGACUCAACUUCAUAACUAAGCUUCCAAAAAUAAGAAGAAAGGAAAGGUAUUGAGGUAACUGCAUACAUAUUAGAAAAAAAUUCUCCUCUUUGUCACAUACCAAAAAUAAAUUCCAGUUAAAUGUGUGCGUUAAAUUAAAAAAAAACAAAUUGCAGGAAAAUUAGCAUUCACCUACACAAGACUUUGUUCAAAUCUGACCUUCCCAGAUGUAAAGUUUAUUCCUUUACAUCCAACACUGGAUAAGCCCCUCUUUCCAUCCCUCUCUGUCCCCUCACUUGGUUUCGUGUCAUUAAAGCUCUUAUCACCACCAGA